This is a messenger RNA of Prunus dulcis (almond), 459 nucleotides long. RefSeq lists its product as uncharacterized. The record is from RefSeq and is a predicted model, not a curated record. Gene Ontology annotation, biological process: transmembrane transport. The coding region runs from base 1 to 459 and encodes 152 amino acids. Gene Ontology annotation, cellular component: plasma membrane. The transcript has a single exon. Gene Ontology annotation, molecular function: water channel activity. NCBI's taxonomy places the organism in Eukaryota, Viridiplantae, Streptophyta, Magnoliopsida, Rosales, Rosaceae.
AUGGAAUGCAGCAUCACCAUGAACCGUAUUGCAAUCAGGCUUGCCAAAGCAGGCUUUGCCUUAUAUGGGAUUGACUAUGAAGGCCAUGGAAAAUCAGCAGGCCUUGAAGGCUAUGUCAAAAACUUCGAUGAUGUAGUGGAUGACUGUACCAAUCACUUCACAAACAUAUGUGAAAACAGAGAGAACAAAAGAAAAAAUGAGGAAUAUGGGAGAAAGCCAAUAAUGGAGGUGGGCGGUGGAGCCAAUGAGCUCAGUCAAGGCUACAGCAAAGGAGUUGGGUUGGGUGCUGAGAUUAUUGGGACCUUUGUGCUAGUUUACACUGUGUUCUCUGCUACUGACCCCAAGAGAAGUGCUAAAGCCUGUUUUGAGAACAGCAAACCCACCGAAAGAAAGAAAAAUCCAAUAAGCCCUCUGCCCCUUAUGCUUUCUAUUACUUUAUUAUUUCUCUACAGUAUUUAA